Molecule: messenger RNA, 2005 nt
Organism: Micropterus salmoides (largemouth bass)
Lineage: Eukaryota; Metazoa; Chordata; Actinopteri; Centrarchiformes; Centrarchidae
Gene: uqcrc1
Product: cytochrome b-c1 complex subunit 1, mitochondrial
Exons: 13
Coding region: 81-1517 (478 amino acids)
Cellular component (GO): mitochondrion
Molecular function (GO): metal ion binding
Source: RefSeq, a predicted model, not a curated record
AAUACGCAUUUUCACAUAACAACGAAGAAGAAGCGAGACACCAGAGCGGGCGAGACGCUUCUGCCUAUCCGUACUGAGAAAUGGCGGCGUCCGUGUGCCGAGUCGGGAGCACUGUGGGUCGAACCCUCGCCAAAGCCCGCAGCCCCAUCUUGCUGUCUCUGAGGCGUGGACAGGCCUCAGUCAGCUAUGCCCAGAGUCUGGUGGGAGCCCCUGAAACUCGCCUCACUGCCCUGGACAAUGGUUUGAGAGUUGCCUCUGAGGAGACUGGACAUGCUACAUGCACAGUUGGACUGUGGAUCAGUGCUGGCAGUCGCUAUGAGACUGAGAAGAACAAUGGAGCAGGCUUCUUCCUGGAGCACAUGGCUUUCAAGGGAACCAAGAACCACCCUCAGACAGCCCUAGAGCAGCAGGUGGAGGCUAUGGGUGCUCACCUGAGUGCCUACACCUCCAGGGAGCACACUGCAUACUAUAUGAAAACCCUGGCCAAAGACCUCCCUAAAGCUGUGGAGCUGCUGUCAGAGGUGGUGCAGAGCUGCUCGCUGAGCGAGGCAGAGAUUGAGCAGCAGAGAGCUGUGGUGCUACGUGAGUUAGAGGAAGUCGAGGGUAACCUACAGGAGGUUUGCCUGGACCUGCUGCAUGCCACAGCCUUCCAGGGCACUCCUCUAUCACAAAGUGUGCUGGGACCCUCCAACAAUGCCAGGACUCUGACCCGCCAGGACCUAGUGGAGUACAUCAAUAGCCACUACAAAGCCCCUCGCAUGGUGCUGGCUGCUGCUGGAGGUGUAAACCAUGAGGAGUUGGUUGGUUUGGCCAAAUCUCACUUCAGCGGAGUGUCUUUUGAGUAUGAGGGAGAUGCUGUCCCUGUGUUGUCACCCUGCCGAUUUACAGGCAGUGAGAUCCGUAUGCGUGAUGAUGCUUUGCCUCUGGCACACAUUGCCAUCGCUGUGGAGGGGGCCAGUGCUGCCAGCCCAGACAUUGUGCCACUCAUGGUUGCCAACUCCAUCAUUGGCAGCUAUGACCUCACGUAUGGUGGUGGAAAGCAUCUGAGCAGCCGUCUGGCUCGCCUGGCAGAGGAGAAGAAACUGUGUCACAGUUUCCAGGCCUUCCACUCCUCCUACAGCGACACCGGCCUGCUGGGCAUUCACUUUGUGGCUGAUAAGCACAACAUCGAAGACAUGAUGCACUGGUCCCAGAAUGCCUGGAUGAACCUGUGCACCACAGUGACAGAAAGUGACGUAGCCAGAGGCAAGAACGCUCUGAAGGCCAGCCUGAUUGGACAGCUCAAUGGAACAACACCAAUUUGUGAUGACAUAGGGAGACACAUCCUGAACUAUGGCCGGCGUAUUCCUCUGGCAGAGUGGGAUGCUCGGAUUGAUGCCGUGACCCCCAGGAUGGUGCGUGACAUCUGCUCCAAAUAUAUCUACGAUAAGUGUCCGGCUGUGGCAGCUGUUGGCCCUGUCGAGCAGCUACCUGACUACAACAGAAUGCGCAGCGCCAUGUACUGGCUAAGGUUUUAAGAAACGUUGUUGUGUCGCUCCGUGUGUUCUGUGUUUGCUCCUCAUCUUCCACCUCAACUUACCCCGCUUUCCUCCUGUCAUCACUGUCAGAGUGAACAGCUGAGGAUUGUCCACACGUUGGCUUGACAGCACAGGCAGCCGUCGACCCUCUUUCUCCUCCCUGCCUCCCUCUCUUAUCCCGCCCAUCAUUCUUAGUUAGCAAUGAGGGGGGCAGCCAGUCUGCACAUUGAGUGUUGAAAUUACACAUCGGUUGCCUCUUAAUUGUACUAUAAAGGUCCUCAUCACUUGAUUCUGACUUGGAGAGAGGAGGGGAGAGAAGGUAGACUUGAAUAGUAAGUAAUUAUCUGCUGGACACAGUACAGCCAGUACUGAAUACAACCAGUUUGGAGUAACAGUAUAUUUAUAAUUUCUGAAACAUUUGUUUCUGUCCACUAUUGUACAUAACAGAAGCGCUCAUUCCGACAAAAUAAAAAUACUGUAAAACACUG